AUGUCCUUCGGCGACCUGAGCAAGACCCAACGCGAUGAAUUGGCGGCCUCGCUGGCCGUACUAGCGCUCCACGACGCCGGUGUCGAGAUCACGGCCGACGCGCUGUCCAAGACGUUCGAAGCGUCGGGCAACGACGUGGCUGCGUACGUUGCGCCGCUGUUUGCGGACCUUUUGGGCCGCGGUCUGGACGUGGAGAAGUUCUUGGCGGGUCCUUCAGCAGGUGCUGCUCCUGCUGCUGGCGGUGCCCCUGCUGCUGGAGCCGGUGCUGCAAAGGUAGAGGAGAAGGUCGUGGAGGAGGAAGAGGAAGUCGACAUGGGCGGCGGCAUGGACAUGUUUGGCGCGGAAGAAGACUAUUAG
Molecule: messenger RNA, 357 nt
Organism: Hyaloperonospora brassicae
Lineage: Eukaryota; Oomycota; Peronosporomycetes; Peronosporales; Peronosporaceae
Source: the annotation of a GenBank genome assembly